CAUUUGCUCCCAUUAGCUAACGGCACCACUCAGUAGCCAUUUUGUUCCAGCGGAGGUGCCCCUAAGAUGGCGGCUGGGGAGACGGUGAAGGUUGCAGUCUGCCCCUCUGGGCUCUAGUCCACCGUCUCCCCGUCCCCUGGCGGCCAUCUCAUGGCCUGGUGGAGGCCCCGACCAUGGACCUCCGCACCGUCGUAUACAACGCCGCCCGGGACGGCAAGCUUCAGCUGCUUCAAAAGCUGCUCAGCGGCCGGAGCCGGGAAGAGUUGGAUGAGCUGACGGGCGAGGUGGCUGGCGGGGGGACGCCGCUGCUCAUUGCCGCCCGCUACGGCCACCUGGACGUGGUCGAGUACCUGGUGGACCGGUGCGGCGCGAGCGUGGAGGCGGGCGGCUCGGUGCACUUCGAUGGGGAGACCAUCGAGGGCGCGCCGCCGCUGUGGGCCGCCUCGGCCGCGGGCCACCUGGACGUGGUGCAGAGCCUGCUGCGCCGCGGGGCUUCGGUGAACCGCACCACGCGUACCAACUCCACGCCCCUGCGCGCUGCCUGUUUCGAUGGGCAUCUGGAGGUGGUGCGCUACUUGGUGGGCGAGCACCAGGCUGACCUGGAGGUGGCCAACCGGCACGGGCAUACGUGCCUCAUGAUCUCCUGUUACAAGGGCCACCGUGAGAUCGCCCGCUAUCUGCUGGAGCAGGGCGCCCAGGUGAACCGGCGCAGUGCCAAGGGCAACACUGCCCUGCACGACUGCGCUGAGUCCGGCAGCCUAGAGAUCCUGCAGCUGCUGCUUGGGUGCAACGCCCGCAUGGAACGCGAUGGCUACGGCAUGACCCCGCUCCUGGCGGCCAGCGUGACGGGCCACACCAACAUCGUGGAGUACCUCAUCCAGGAGCAGCCUGCCGAGGAGGAGGAGGGGCGGCCAGGGCUGACCCGAGAAGGCCUCUCCACCAGCCCAGGAUGCGUGCAGCACCAGGGGGCUCGCUGCUGCAGCUCCUCCGCAGAAGAACCACUCAGUGGUGAACCUUACGAAAACUGCUGCCCCACCAGCCGUGAAGCUGCCGUGGAAGCCUUGGAAUUGUUGGGAGCCACCUAUGUGGAUAAGAAGCGGGAUCUGCUUGGGGCCCUGAAACACUGGAGACGGGCUAUGGAGCUGCGUCACCAGGGGGGUGCAUAUCUGCCCAAACCAGAACCCCCUCAGCUGGUCCUAGCCUAUGACUAUUCCAGGGAGGUGAAUACCACCGAGGAAUUGGAAGCGCUUAUAACCGAUCCAGACGAGAUGCGCAUGCAGGCCCUGUUGAUCCGAGAGCGCAUCCUGGGUCCCUCUCAUCCAGACACUUCGUAUUAUAUCCGUUACAGGGGCGCGGUGUACGCCGACUCAGGCAAUUUCGAGCGCUGCAUCCGCCUGUGGAAGUAUGCCCUGGACAUGCAACAGAACAACCUGGAGCCUCUGAGCCCCAUGACCGCCAGCAGCUUCCUCUCCUUUGCCGAAUUCUUCUCUUACGUGCUCCAGGACCGGGCGGCCAAAGGCAGUUUGGGGACGCAAAUAGGCUUUGCAGACCUCAUGGGGGUGCUCUGCAAAGGGGUCCGGGAAGUGGAACGGGCCCUGCAGUUGCCCAAGGAGCCCGGGGACUCGGCCCAGUUCACCAAGGCCCUGGCCAUCAUUCUCCACCUGCUCUAUCUGUUGGAAAAGGUGGAGUGCACGACAGAGCAGGAGCAUCUGAAGCACCAGACCGUCUACCGACUGCUGAAGUGUGCUCCCCGGGGCAAGAACGGCUUCACCCCUCUGCACAUGGCCGUGGACAGCGAGAGUACAAACGUGGGCCGCUACCUGGUGGGCAGAUUUCCCUCCCUCCAGGUGGUCAGGGUGCUGCUGGACUGCGGGGCUGACCCAGACAGCCGGGACUUUGACAACAACACCCCUCUGCACGUAGCUGCCCAGAAUAAUUGCCCAGGGAUCAUGAAUGCCCUGAUCGAGGCAGGGGCCCACAUGGAUGCCACCAACGCCUUCAAGAAAACAGCCUACGAGCUGCUGGAUGAGAAGCUGCUUGCCAAGAGCACCAUUCAGCCCUUCAACUACGUCACCUUGCAGUGCCUUGCAGCCCGCGCCCUGGACAAGAACAAGAUCCCCUACAAAGGCUUCAUCCCGGAGGAGCUGGAGGCUUUCAUCGAGCUGCACUGACAGGGUUCUGAGAGGGGGAAACCCAGAGAAGUGCAGCCCACACGCGCCCUUGCCCUCUCUCGGUGAACGCUUCUGGUGGCACGAAACAGGAGAAGGGCUCUCCUGCCUCCAAGGCCCUUCACUUCUGCGGAGAGUGGGGGAAGCAGUUAGAAGAUGUUGGUGCUAGAAGUCUUCAGAAUCACGUGCUCAGACAUUGUCUUGCCCAGGAGCACACACACCCAUCCAUAAUUGGGAGAAGAUGCACGACCUUCCGCACAUCCCAUCUGCCUAGGUCUCGGAAGAUUUUGCCUUUUUACCAAGAGGCAGAGGGAUUGAAGCCAUUGCCUUCCUCCCCUCCUAGAAAUGGGAAGAAGCUGAGAAUCAGGUCCAUACUUCUCUGCCUCGUACGUGGCUGGAUAAACCCAGCCACGGAAUGCAGUGUUAGGACUGGGGGCUCCCAACGUGGAAAGUUGGAGACUCAAGAAGCAAGACCACCUGUCACUUUUUCCAGCACAGUCGCACCCUGCUCCGUCUGCAUUGCCAAAGUCAGGGCCAGGUGGGCAGGGCUCUGUGCCCAGGGCAGCCUGCCACUUGCAUAGCUUUCGGCUGGUUUGGUGUUCUUUUUAUUUAGUAGGUGGGCAGGUUAUAGGCAUUGCACGGGAGUCCUGAGGUUUUGCCGCCAUUUUAUUUUAUUUUUUUUUCCUCUAAAAAGAAUUUGAAAUUUUCUUUAAGACUUGAUAAGUUAAUUUCCCACACCAAGGGUUUUGUUGUGCUUGAGGUGGCCAAGGUCGUCAGGAGCGAGCUUUGUUGUGUGAAGAAUGUAAAGCAAGUAGACCAUAGUAUUGGUCCCUAAAACACAGGUGACUGUACGUUUCUUAAAACUUCACUCGUUUGCCUUUCGCUUGGGCCUCCCGUCUUCCCAGCCUCAUCAGAGAGUUUUUUCUAAAUAAGAAUCAGGCCAAACGCCCAAAGAGCUGAGCUUGGCAUGAAUUCCUCACUGAGUGAAAACUAGCAAGGUUGGUUUGAGGUUUGGUUUUCACCGUUUCUGACUUAAAACUGCAGGCCGCUUCAGCCCCACGAAUCACCUACAAGUACAGUUUCGUUGUGGGCAUAGCCUCCCCCGGUGGCUCCACCCCCUCUUACAGCUGCUCAGGGACCCGAGUCCAGGUCUUCCUGAGAAAAUCCUAAGUGCAGUGUUAAGUCAGUGGUCUCAUCCAGCUAGAUGAGACGCUGGAGGCUGGGAGCCGAGGUGGUACAAAAUCUUGGCUUCCCAUCACUCGGAGUAUAAAGUACUCGCGCUGGGGAACCUGCUAUGGGGAGAUUUUUCUCCAGUGGUACUGCAUAUACCCUGGGGCAGAAGGAGACUGUUCUUGGCCUGUUUGGAGAGCAGUGAAUGGCGGAAGGGGACAGAAGCUCAGGAGAAAGGUCACAUUGAGGACAGUGGCAUCCUUGCACUAUGCCUCUCUCACAGCCUUGUUGAGUGGCAGCUGCAUGGAGGCCUUUGGAAGCCACAGCAGGUGCCCGGAUGUCCCGCCCUCUGAGAAAACUCGGUCUUGUGUGGAUUUGCAGUGUUAGUUAGGAUGUUAAUUACAAGACCAGGUUUUACCUUCCAUCAAGGUGGGAAAUGCGCAUACUGUCCCAAAGCACAGAAUAAAGAAAUGAGGCCGUUUAAAUUGUGAGUGCUGGCGCUGAUGUUUAAGUCAUUAAAAAGAUAACACUCAAAGGCAACCACCUGACAGUUCCUUGCUGGGGUAGGCAGGGGAGCAGGCGGGAAGAGGGUGCCACCAAGAGUAAAAGGCCAUGGUGCCAGCCCACAUCAAGGACCAGCCCUCGGACUCCUAUCUCUAACUGGAGGAGUUUCUGUUUAUGUGCUGGUGCUCUAUGUAAGGUUUCAUUCAGAAAUAGUGUAUCACUGUGUAAAAAAGUGAAGACCACUGACUUAGUUCAAGCCCCCACUUUGCGGUAGGGUUGCCGUGGCAAAGAGGAUGGCUUGACCCUCCUGAAAGGACUGGAAGGCCUAAGGAAACAGGAAGCCCCCCUAACUCAUUGAGACCCAUUGAUGGAACUGGUGGAAUGCUCUGGCCCAGGCGGUCUGUCUGUGAACUUGGUGGAUUUUCUGGAGCUGGCUCCGCCUUAGGAAGAAAAUCCAAGCCUCCCCCACCCCUUUUUUUCUCCUGUCAUCUCACUCUUGAAAUUCUGGUUUUCUCCACAUUAGCACAGUCAUACCUCUACCCAAAAGCAUGGCCCCGUUAGGCGGUCGCUGAGUUUUCCCUGAGUGCCUGCUGUGUGCCAGGCAUGUCCCAAGCCCCCUUAUUCCCGAGGGCGGUCUCCCCAUGUUCUCACCUCAUGGCAGCGGGGAAGGCCAUGCCAUGGUGACAUUUCACCUCCAAUAGCACGUUGGGCUGGAGGGUUCUCUGUCUCCAGGCUUCACUGGGCACCCACCAACUCCUUAGCAGCUAAUACCCACUCAGUUAACGUUGUGAGCAUAUUCGGUUGUUGGAAAAGCCAUGAUGUAUUUUUUAUAUGUUUUUCAUUGCCAAAAUGCAUCAUGACUUUUCGGACAACCUAAUAUCCUUGCCUUGAAGGAGUGGGUUUCAACUCAGCAGAUGCUCUCAGAGCCAUGUCCUCCCUGCAGAUAUAAUACUAGCAAAAGCAAUAUUGAGUGCUGACUGUGUGCUGGCCACCUCAUUAACUGCUCACAGCAGCCCUGUCAAGUCGGUGUCGUCAGUCCUAUUUUGCAAGUGGGGAAAAUGGAAGCUAUUAAGAAGUUUUAUGAGGCUCACCAAAGAGGGAGACUGAUCUGUGCCAAAUACUCCCUUCACAAGCUCAGACUGGAGAAUCACGAUGUUGGCCUCAGACUUUCCAGUAAAAGCCAUUUUAAAACAAAGCUCGGGCAGGUUUCAAAUGAACGUCGUUUCAGCAGCUCAAAACUCGUAGGAAUGACCUGGUUCCUCCAGGGGCCCCUGUAUGGCAGUAAGCAGAAUGGAAGGCAUGUUUCUGCCAGCUGAAGUCCUCAGGUUCACUCGAAUUGGACCAAGCAGUAGCCCAGGAGUAGGGGGUGGAGGAGGAGCCCACCUCCCCAAACAUCUGUACUCCAAAUGAAAUUGGGGUUCCUAUAAAAUAAAAAUUGCCAUUUAUCAGUGAAGAAGCAAGCUCAGAGAGGCCAAGUGGCCUGCCCAAGGACACACAGCCAGGAUGAUGACCCACAUCACUGGUAGUUGAGCAAACAGGCUCCCAGAGGGGAAGGGGCUGGCCCUGGCUCACUCAGCCACCCCACCAAUGAGAGCUCCUGCCCACACUCACUGUCAUUUCCCACCCCACUUUCUGCCUCCACAGAACUGAAGUCAGGGCCUGAAGUUCUCAUUUGGUCAUCUGCUUGCUUAGUGCCUUUCUCAGACCUUCCAGAGCCCUGUGAGGGUCCCUCUUGGUCACUGCCAUGUCCUCAGCACCCAUGUGUUGACUUAGUGGAUUAAUGGAUGAAUGCCUCUCGCCUCCCGGAGUUCCAGUCCUCCUUGGACUCUUUGGGGUGACAUGGAGCAGGCCCUGAUGGCUUGGCCUUGCCCAGAGCCCGUUGACCCCUUGGGAUUCCAGCACUGUUAUCUGAGCAGUGUUUACAGGCAGAGGAGCGGAGUGUCCUGGCCCAAGGUUAAAGAUAGCACAGCUCUGAAUCACAUCACAGCCGGAAAGGUGAGAUGACCAGCCCCUGGGACUGCUGGCACAGCAAGGCACUAACUCCAUGUCCCCAGAGAAAGGAUGGGUCGGGGCGUGGAUUCCUGUGGAAGAUUUGGUUAGGACUGGACAGAGAGGGUGGUGCCACUGUUUGCUGCAACAGAUGUUGGCAAGACGCAGCCCAAAUGUGGGCAGCACCCCCCCCCCUCCUGCAGGGCCGGGAGAGAACUGUCCCUCCCCUGACCCCAGCACCUGUGUUUCUCAUAGAUCACAGAAGAGACCAUCAACCUAGGGACUGAAGAAGACAUUUGAGGUUCCCAGUGCAACCCUCUCCCCCUGCCCUAUGCCCUGAUGUCCUCUACUAAAAACCCAUGGGGCAAUGAUCUUGAUAAAAUGCCACCUCCAUGAAGCCUUCCCACAUCAUCCAAAACACAGUCCUUGCCAUCCUACAUUACAUCUCUCUUGUGUAUUUAUUUCUCAACCCAUAUAACCUUAACCCCUACAAUUAUCUUUAUGUGCUUCUUUUGUGCAUGGUGUCCCUUCCCUAGAAUGUCAGCUACACAAGCUCAUUCCCUGCCGUGUGCCCAGUGCCUGAAAGAAGGCAUAUGACACAGUAGCUCUCUUAAGUGUUUGUUGAAUGAAUAAAUGAACUAGCAGCUCCUUGUAAGAAGAGCAAGGAGAAUGGCAUGGCCAGAUCAGAGUGAGCAGGAGGAGGUGGGGGACUAGGUCCUGGUGAGCUGUUUGGGUUUUAUCCUUAGGGAGAUGGGCAGCUGCGGCAGUUUCAAGCCAAGGAGAAGAGUGACCUGAUUUAAGCUUUGAGAUCACUCUGGCUGAGACUGGAGGAAGGGAUUGGAGGGGUGACUCCGGAGACAGAGGGGGCGGGGAGAGCAGGUGUCCCAGUGAGCACUAGCGGGAAGGGGGCCAUGGGUGGAGAAGAGGAUUGAUUUCGUAUCUGCUUUGGAGCUGGGCAGGCAAGAGCUGUUGAUUUGGGUUGGAGAAUGGGGAUCGAGAGCAGGUUUUGAGUCAGAGCCAGUAGGUGGAUGGAUGGUGAGGCUGUUUAAAGGGCUGGAGAGAAAUGGAGCCAAGUUCUGGACUCGAGGUGGCCCUGGGGCCUCAUUCACCACUGUAUACUCGGUACCCAGGAAAAUGCUUGGCUCGUAGUAGGCUCUUAGUGUUUGAUAACUGUCAGUCCCGGGGAAGGCAGGCCUUUGAGUUGCUGAAGCGGCUUAGCGUUGACUUCCAAAGGACCUCAAACUCAGAUGGCAAUUGGGGCUGGCAGGUAACACAGGCAGGUGGGCAGCGUGACCAACCUUCAGUUAAAGAAGAGAUCACCAAACUAGAAAAUAUUUUGAACUGAGCAUAAAACAACAUAUGAAAACGUGUAGAAUGCAGCUAAAGCAGUGCUAAAAAGAAAUGCACAGCUUUAAAUAUUUAGAAGAGAAAAACUAGAGAAUUGAUGAUCUCAGGCAGGAGUCUGCACUACAGCCUGUGGGCCAAAUCCAGCUGUAUUUUUAUAUUUAUUUACAAAAAUAAAUAUUGCUUUAUUGAAACCAAAAGCUGUUAUUUUAAAAGUUUAAAUCGAAUGAAACAGUUUGGGGCGGCCUCAGGCCACCAACUUGCUAUCAGUUCUCUGAAUCAGUCCCAAUUUCCUCUUUCAGAGAAUGAACAUGCUCAUUGGGCAGUGCAGAGCAGUGGUUAGGAGCCAGGCCACCUGACCUUGGGAACAGCACGUCCCCUCCAUGAGCCUCAGUCUCCUCAUCUGUAAAAUGUGGUAAUGGUGGCCGCCGCCUCGGCGUCAUAUGAAGGAUUAAAUGAGAUGACCUAUGAAAUCCUAGCACAUAAUAAGGCUCCUAUUGUCUGCAUGCCCAUUUGUACAUAGACUCCAUGGAUGAACUAAAAAUUUUAAAUAUGUACUUAUUUGAAUGUGGCCUAAGGAACAAAGUGUAGCUAGCCCAUCCCAACACGUGAGUUCACAGAUGUUAAUACUGCAGAUGACCCAAGUUUAAAAAUAAAGAUGAGUUCAUAUUUUAUA
Hipposideros armiger (great roundleaf bat) is the source of this 7851-nucleotide messenger RNA. RefSeq names its product fem-1 homolog A (gene FEM1A). The transcript has a single exon. Bases 174 to 2171 code for a protein of 665 amino acids. The record is from RefSeq and is a predicted model, not a curated record. Lineage: Eukaryota; Metazoa; Chordata; Mammalia; Chiroptera; Hipposideridae. Gene Ontology annotation, molecular function: protein binding.